UGUGUGUGUGUGUGUGUGUGUGCGCAAAAACAGCGCACGCAUCUGAUCCGACACACUCACGCAGAGUCUGACGCGGCGCACGGACGCUAAACCAGCGGCGAACGCGCUUCAUUCGUGGAUUUAACCGGAUUCCUUCUGCUUUUCCCCGCGGAGUCUCCUCUGGAUGUUACGCUCGCGGUCAUGCGCUGAUUUUUGGCCUCGCUCUGGACAUAUUGAUGGAUGUUUGGCACACGGACCGAUGGAUCUGACAUUAUGGGAGUCUGUCUGUAGAUUGUCAGAUGAGCGUUGCAUCCGUGUUGUUUGGAGUUCCUGAUCGUGUCUCAUGGAUCGCUACUGUCAGCGCGGAGCAAGCCUCCCAUCCGGUGCCAUCCUUUCCCUGGACCAGAUCAAAGCCAUCCGUUCAUGCAACGAGUACUCUGAGGGCCUGGCCGUAGCACACAGACCGGCCCCGGGGCCUCCACCGCGCAAUGCAGACAAGCAGGACAGGACUCACGAGGUGAUCCUGGUGAACGUGAAUAACAACUACGAGCACCGAGCGGCACGUCCGCCAGCGCUCAGCAGAUCCACGAGCUCCGGGAGCAACAGCAGUGACGGAUCAGAGCGAGGCCUGCUGGCGCCGUCGCAUUAUCGCAAUCACGCCGUACGGACUCAGCCGAAAUCUCUGAACGCAUCCAUGCAUCCGUUUCUCCCGCCAGACGUUCCUCUCAAACAGGAAAAACUGGACUCGGCGCAUUUAUACAUCUGCGAGAGCUGCGGGAAAUGCAAAUGCAGCGAAUGCAUGGCGCCUCGUCCGCUUCCGGCACGCCUCGCGUGCAACGGACAAUGCCUGUGUUCGGCCGAAAAUGUCGUGGAGCAUGGGACAUGCAUGUGUUUGGUCAAAGGGAUUUUUUAUCAUUGCUCAAACGACGAUGAUGACGUUGGCGACCCUUGCGCCGACCGGCCGUGUUCUCUGUCGCAUCCGCAGUGCUGCUCGCGCUUUCUGUGCAUGGGACUCAUGUCGGCGCUCUUUCCGUGUCUGCUGUGUUACCUGCCCGCUAAGGGCUGCGUGAAAGCGUGCAACUCGUGCCACGACCGCGUGAAGCGGCCUGGAUGCCGCUGCAAGAACUCUAACACCGUUUACUGCAAGCUGCAGAACUGGAACCAGACGCCCGGACAUGCGCCGGGAAAACCGUCCUGAGAAAUCUCAUAUUUCUUUAGCUGAAAAAAGCUGGUUUUGCUGCUGCAGGAUGCGGAAAUUGCAAAUGGGGCGGGGAGGGAUUAUGUUAAUGAGUGCCUGAUAAGCUCCGCCCCUCACGGCGCGGAAGAACCACUCGUUUGUUUUCUGAACCUGGCUGCGUUUCACUCCACUUUUAGACACGCACUUGCGAACUUCCCUAAACACUUCCCCUCGGGGGAAUGCCACUUUGAAGUGCGUUCCACUUCGUGAAGUUUAUAUGGACCGAUUUUGAUAUCGGUCUUCAUAUGCACACUUCAGGCCGCUCCAUAGACCACAAUGCAACACGAUUAUGAAGUUA
Messenger RNA from Sinocyclocheilus anshuiensis, 1514 nucleotides. Its product is annotated as protein sprouty homolog 1-like. The record is from RefSeq and is a predicted model, not a curated record. Bases 323 to 1177 code for a protein of 284 amino acids. Gene Ontology annotation, cellular component: cytosol; membrane. Gene Ontology annotation, biological process: negative regulation of fibroblast growth factor receptor signaling pathway; negative regulation of Ras protein signal transduction; animal organ development. Lineage: Eukaryota; Metazoa; Chordata; Actinopteri; Cypriniformes; Cyprinidae. The transcript is spliced from 2 exons.